GCGGACCGGCUGGGUGAGCAGCGCGCAGGCGCGAGCGGUCUGGUUCCUGACGCGCGCAGCGCGGUUGAAGCCAGAGUGAGUUGCUGAGGAGAGCAGGCGGCUACUUCUAUCUCCAGCAUGGCAGCUCUGCGCUAUGCGGGCCUGGAUGACACGGACAGUGAGGAUGAGCUGCCUCCGGGCUGGGAGGAGAGAACCACCAAGGACGGCUGGGUGUACUACGCCAAUCACACCGAGGAAAAGACCCAGUGGGAACAUCCGAAAACUGGGAAGAGAAAACGAGUUGCAGGAGACUUGCCGUAUGGAUGGGAGCAGGAGACCGACGAGAACGGACAAGUGUUUUUUGUUGACCACAUAAAUAAAAGAACUACCUACUUGGAUCCAAGAUUGGCAUUUACCGUGGAUGAUAAUCCGACCAAGCCGACCACCAGACAGAGAUACGACGGGAGCACCACCGCCAUGGAGAUACUGCAGGGCCGAGACUUCACGGGCAAGGUGGUCCUGGUUACCGGAGCCAAUUCAGGAAUAGGGUUCGAGACUGCCAAGUCCUUCGCCCUCCAUGGUGCGCACGUGAUCCUGGCCUGUAGGAACAUGAGCAGAGCCAGCGAGGCCGUGUCCCGCAUUCUGGAGGAAUGGCACAAAGCCAAGGUAGAAGCAAUGACCCUGGACCUGGCCGUGCUCCGUAGCGUGCAGCAUUUCGCUGAAGCAUUCAAGGCCAAGAAUGUGCCUCUUCAUAUACUUGUGUGUAACGCGGGGACUUUUGCUCUACCCUGGAGCCUCACGAAAGAUGGCCUGGAGACGACCUUCCAGGUGAACCACCUGGGACACUUCUAUCUUGUCCAGCUCCUGCAGGACGUUUUGUGUCGCUCAGCCCCUGCCCGUGUCAUCGUGGUUUCUUCCGAGUCCCACAGAUUCACAGAUAUUAACGACUCCUCCGGGAAACUUGACCUCAGCCGCCUGUCUCUAUCGAGCAGUGACUACUGGGCCAUGCUGGCUUAUAACAGAUCCAAACUCUGCAAUAUCCUGUUCUCCAAUGAACUGCACCGUCUCCUCUCCCCACGCGGGGUCACGUCCAACGCACUGCACCCUGGAAACAUGAUGUUCUCAGCCAUCCAUCGCAACUCAUGGGUGUACAAACUGCUGUUCACCUUGGCCAGGCCAUUCACCAAAUCCAUGCAACAGGGAGCCGCUACCACUGUCUACUGCGCGGUCGCUCCCGAGCUGGAGGGCCUCGGAGGGAUGUACUUCAACAACUGCUGCCGCUGCCUACCAUCUGAAGAGGCUCAGAAUGAAGAGACAGCCAGGGCCCUGUGGGAACUCAGCGAGAGGCUCAUCCAGGAUCGACUGGGCAGUCCCUCCAGCUAAUCAGAGCAACAUAAUGUCGGGCAAACCUCCACCCAUGCUCUGACCCCCAUCACAGUCAGCCCCAUCAUCCUGGGUGCCCUGAAACCUCCAGUGCAGGGCGAUGCGAGCAAAUAAGAGUGGCCAUAAUCAAUGGGAAAACAUAAUCCGUGGGAAGCAGGGAAUUUCAAGGGACGAUGUCCCUUUUCUAGGACAGGGUUAAUUGUGGGACUGCUUGCUUUUCUGGUGUUAGCUUGCUUGAAAAUGGUUAGCUUGGAGGUUCGCUUUGGAAGCACACAUGAUUCUCUAUCAAACUUAGAAUAGCCUAAUAUACCCUUGACUGCCACCACUGCCACCACUGCCAUCACUGCCACCGCUGCCACCCAAGGCCAGCUUUCUCCUGUUAACGGAAGAAAAAUGCACAUGUUCACGUCUCCAUGCUGAGUCCACUCCUGGAGGCCAUUGUUUCAUACUUCCCAGGUCUGAACAGGCGUGGCAACUUGAGAGCAGCUCGGUACCUUGUCCCAACCGAACCAAUGCGACGGUGCCAAUCAGAGGGGAGCAGAGUCGGUGUGGGCAGAGCCACUGGGUCCCAGAAGCACCAUUCACUGUCCUCCUUGCCAAAGUUACACAAGCAAUUCUUUAGCAAUUGUAACAAAUACAUUUUACAUUUUGCAAAUCAUUCCCUAGAUACACAGGCGGGCAAGGAAGGAGGCAAGGCGUCCUUAAGAUACACGGGUUAUGCUUGAGGUGGGAAACAGGGAGGUCCUUCCCUCCAUUCUUGACUCCUCAGUUCCAAGAACAAUUCCGUUAGUGGCUGUCCCAGCCUCUCAGUCCUCCGGAGUUAGCUUACCCUGGCUCCUCCCAUCCUAUACUUAAUAAACGAACAUGCUUGGCUAA
Rattus rattus (black rat) is the source of this 2238-nucleotide messenger RNA. It is a transcript of the gene Wwox, whose product is annotated as WW domain containing oxidoreductase. The transcript has 9 exons. NCBI's taxonomy places the organism in Eukaryota, Metazoa, Chordata, Mammalia, Rodentia, Muridae. The record is from RefSeq and is a predicted model, not a curated record. The coding region runs from base 118 to 1362 and encodes 414 amino acids. Gene Ontology annotation, molecular function: protein binding.